This is a messenger RNA of Lytechinus variegatus (green sea urchin), 2271 nucleotides long. RefSeq lists its product as uncharacterized. The transcript has a single exon. Gene Ontology annotation, cellular component: chromatin; nucleoplasm. Lineage: Eukaryota; Metazoa; Echinodermata; Echinoidea; Temnopleuroida; Toxopneustidae. Gene Ontology annotation, molecular function: zinc ion binding; protein binding; ubiquitin-protein transferase activity. The coding region runs from base 116 to 1939 and encodes 607 amino acids. The record is from RefSeq and is a predicted model, not a curated record. Gene Ontology annotation, biological process: positive regulation of DNA-templated transcription.
CACAUUAAUAAUGCAGCAUGUUUAGAGCAGGUACUUGAACCGAAGUCUGUACUACAAACCUUUGCAGUAGUUUCAACUGAAGCAACAAGGUUAGUCUUUCCACUCAUCAGCCAAAAUGGCAACCAAUUUCAACAAAGAGCAGUAUUGUGAAGGUAGAGACUGUCGAAAUAUCACUGAUGUAACAUACUACGUUAAGGAGAAGAAGAACCUCUGUGACGACUGUGCCUCUAAAGAAGGUUGUAUUGACGAAUCCAGAAAGGGCGGGUCAUAUCUGCAUUGCGAGAAACAUGCAGAUAAACCACUAGAUAUGUAUUGUAAAACACACGGUCAAGCCUUGUGUGUUGUAUGUGUGAUGGUAGACCAUCGGCAGUCAUGUGUCAUUGAAAGCAUAGAGGUAGCAAUCACCGAGGUUAAAGCGAGGCUUACAGAGCUUAGAGGAGGGGCAAAGGACAGACUGAAUACUAUUCGAGCAAAUGUGGACGAGAUUGACCAGUGCAGGACAGACACAGACGCCCAUCUACAACAUGUGGAACAUGAAGUUGAUUCGACAAUCAGCGAAGCGAUCGAGAGAGACAAAGACAGAGAGAAUGAAGAGGCUGCAAAAGUCAAUCAGGAAACUGAUAAGAGAAAUGAGAAACUUCAAGAGGAUAUUCUGAAGAUCAAUGCCGAGAUUCAAAAGAACAAUGAAGAGAGAAAUGAACAACUUGAAAUAAUUCAUGCAUAUGCGCAGAUAAGACAAGGGCACAUGGAGACCAAAAAGACUGGAUUUCACGGGGACAUUAAGAACAUCAUCAAAGAGAGGGAUCGGAAGAUUGGAGAGCUGGAAAAAUCAUUGCGGGAUGAAACAACGAAGAUAAAGGAUGCGAUACUGGCCCUGGACAAGGUACUAGAAGACGACAGAUGUGUCGUCAAAGACGGUCAUCGUGUAGACGCGUCAGUGACCAAUGAACUUCAGAAGACUCUAAACGUGGAUGGGGUCAAAGAAAUCACAAGUAGCAUAUCAGGGGUGAAGUUUAUGAAGGGUGCAAAGAUGAAACACUAUGAUGGAAGGAUAGGUGGCUAUGAUGGCACGUGGAAGAUGAGGCAAACAAUCAAGGUCAAAGAUGAAAUCAAACUUCCGGUUGUUGUAGGAUGCGUAGAUGAACGCAAUGUUAUCAUAACAGAUGACGCAUCCGGAAGUCUCCAUAGGCCUACAUAUUCGCUAGAUAUAUACACCAAAGAAAUCAAGAAGGUGGUGACUGGUGCAGACAGUUCACGAAUCUACUCUUUUUCGUUGCUCGAUGAUGACAGGGUGGUUUGCGGUAAAUAUCGGGAGGGUCAUAAAGGGGAUAGUUUGACUGGAUGCAUCAGUGUAUAUGAUAGACGAUGGGCCCAUAUCAAAGACGUCACCAUACCAUGUAAGAGAACUCGUGAUAACGCACAAGUGGAUGUAGCUGUUGACCAGGAUGGGAUGAUCAUCGCAUCUGAGAGGGGCCAGGCUAAGAUAUACGUCAUUAGCCCAGCAAAUGGCAAGGUCUUGAAGACUGUAAAAUGUAGAAAGGAUGCAGUGAUGCUUGGUGUCUUUUCUUUAUCGGGCCGCAUCGUCUCUCGUCCUUAUCAUCUAGAUAAUCGAGUCUUCAUCACUGACAGACAUGGUGCUCAUAGAGACAUUCCCCACCAUGCGCACAGUCACGUCAUUGUAGAAGCUUGCAUAGAUCCUCUAACUGACGUCCUCUACGUUGUAACACCAGAUAGUCCAGAUUGCAAGGCAUGCGUGAUUGAUAAAGUGACAAGUGUGGAUGAUAUGACCAAAAGGAUGAUGUCAUUUCCUCUAUCAACUAGACUGGCGAAUAGAUGGGAUCACGUGAUAGCUUCCCGCGUAAUAAUGACGUCAUCCGGGAAGAUAAUUGCCAGCGAUGGUGAAAACAUCAUCGUAUUUGAAAGCAGAUUCACCCUCUAAAAGCAAUGACAUUUUAAAAUCAUGUGAACAUAUUUGCUAGCAUAAGUCCAUUUACUCAAACAAGAGUGCCAAAUCCGCUCCUUUACACUUUAUAGAGAAUUGAAAAAUUGAUGCUUACAAGUUCAUUGUUUACCUUUCUUGUGUUAGUGUUGAGCUGAUAUUUACAUCAGCACAGCACCAUGGAGGAUGGGGCUUGUCAGUGUAGUUGGGACAUCUCACAAGAUGUUCAGUCAUCAAUAAGUAAUGUCAUGACAACAUUUCGUUUUAAAUUGAAAUGACUUCUUGAUGUGGCUAGGAAAGAUAAAUUGACUUAUGCUUCUAUUAUUUAAUAC